UCCAUCUCUGUUAGUCCUAACUGAAUCGUCUGUGCCUGUGCAGGAUCAUGGCAUAUUUGGAGAAAUGUUUGCCAGUGCGUCACUGGCUCACCUUUGUUACUGGUCUGGUGGAGUGUCUAUGCUUCAAUGGAGCUGCGUUUGGAUGGGCAUCGCUUGUUUUUGUCCUCAGAGUAGAGGGAUACUUGAAGUGGAUGUAUGUCAACAUCACAGAUAUCGACAUCACAGAUGUCAACGUAACGCAGGUCGUAGAUUGUGGUGAACAGGAUGAGUGGUUUUCACUCAUUUUCACCAUUGCUUCCGUCAUAGAAAGUUUUCUGACCUUCUCCAAUGGUUUUGUGCUUGAUCAGUUUGGCACUACUGUGGCUCGGCUCGGUGGAAUAAUUCUCUACACCACGGGUACUUUGAUGAUAGCCUUCUCAACACCUGCCCUGUAUGUCCUGCUCUACCCGGCUCUUACAUUCAUAGCAGUGGGUGGUUCGAUGUUCCUGAUCACUAACAUGCAGGAUAAUCUGUGGUGAAUCAAACAGUGCAAGUGCUGGGCAGACAGAGG
Molecule: messenger RNA, 550 nt
Organism: Sphaeramia orbicularis (orbiculate cardinalfish)
Lineage: Eukaryota; Metazoa; Chordata; Actinopteri; Kurtiformes; Apogonidae
Product: solute carrier family 43 member 3-like
Exons: 6
Coding region: 48-518 (156 amino acids)
Source: RefSeq, a predicted model, not a curated record